AUGGCAGCACAGGGAGACGGCGGGGUGAAGGAAGCAGGCACGAAAGGUUGGAAGCACAGCAUCUUCCAGCCCCGCUGCCCCUCACGGUUGAACGGCAUCUACUUCCUGACGCAGUCCGUCAGCCGGUGUGACAAUAGCGCCCUCCUCCUCGUCCUGCUGGUCACCAGCUCCCCGGAACAGUUCGAGGCGCGGUCAGCCAUCCGCUGGACCUGGGGGAGUGAGCGAUGGGUAGGCGGAGCAAAGUCGGUCACCUAUUUCCUGUUGCGACACGGACGGGAGCGGCAGUACUGGAUCCUCCGGGAGGGCGCUCCACACAAGGACAUCAUCCAGGGCGAUUUCGAGGACAAGUACUACAACCUGACCCUUAAAGUGCUAAUGGGUCUGGAGUGGCUCUGCUGCUCCUGUCCCUCCGCCUCCUUCGUGAUGAAGACCGACACCGACAUGUUCGUCAACACCGACUGUCUGAUGCAGGUCCUGUUCGGGGUCCCCCGCACAAAACUUGCUACCGGGUUAAUUCUGAAAAACAUCAGAGCCGAACGCAGUCAAUCCAGCAAGUGGUCCGUCAGCAAGGAGGAGUUCCCCAGAGAGGUGUAGCCACCCUAAUCUUCCGGCAGCGGGUACGUCCUCUCCACUGACCUGGCCUGCCGUCUGUGGAAUAUCUCUGAUAGGGUACCCAUGUUAAAACUCGAGGAUACUUACAUGGAUCUUUGCCUGGCGGAGCUGAAGAUAGAACCGGUGGAAAUCUACUCCGGAUCCUUCUUCCACUUCAUUACGGUUACGUUCUCCAUCUGCCCCUACCGGAAGAUCGUCACCUCGCACCGGAUCGGACCCUCAGAGCUGCUGCUCUACUGGAGAAAUCUGCAGGAUUUGGCCGAUGAGAAGUGCCCUGAAGACGCGUGA
Pristis pectinata (smalltooth sawfish) is the source of this 900-nucleotide messenger RNA. RefSeq names its product beta-1,3-galactosyltransferase 5-like. The record is from RefSeq and is a predicted model, not a curated record. The transcript has 2 exons. Lineage: Eukaryota; Metazoa; Chordata; Chondrichthyes; Rhinopristiformes; Pristidae. Gene Ontology annotation, molecular function: N-acetyl-beta-D-glucosaminide beta-(1,3)-galactosyltransferase activity. Gene Ontology annotation, cellular component: membrane.